AGCGACUGUGCGUGAAUAUUUGCGUACGUGAGAUAUAUCUGUAAAAAUCUCGUUCAUCAAAUAAAUAUAAGACAUGGGGCGCUAUAAAAGACAAUCAUCAAGACAUUCUUGGGAUGAGGGAAAUAUGAAGCAAGCCAUAGUUGCCGUUCGUGAAAAAAAAAUGGGUUGGCUCUUAGCGUCAAAAACGUUUAACGUUCCCUUCACAACACUAAGGCGUCGCGCUGCCAAAGUUGAAGGUUGGAAGAAAGACUACAUGGGAGGCCAUAAAGUGACGUUCAAUGAAGAUUUGGAAAGAGAAAUAGUCCAACACUUAAGAAAUUUAGAAUCCCGAUUUUUUGGUUUAACUGCAAAAGAUGUGAGAAGCCUAGCUUAUCAGAUAGCUGAAACUAAGAAAAUACCUCACAGAUUUUCAUCCUCUAAGAAAAUGGCCGGUUGGGAUUGGCUAAGGGGGUUUAGGCAACGAAACCCAACUAUAUCACUUAGAACUCCUGAGUCUACAUCGGCUGCUAGGGCCAGUGCUUUCAACAGAGAGCAAAUUAAAAAAUAUUUCAAAAAGUUGGCCGAAGUAUUAGACACAUAUAAAUUUGAACCAAACGAUAUAUGGAAUGUGGACGAGUCUGGCUUCUCUACCGUUCCCUCUCGAAAUAGUAAAAUUUUCGCUACAAAGGGGAGAAAGCAGGUUGGGAUUCUCACUAGUGCUGAACGGGGACAACACUUUACGGUCGCGUGUUGCAUGAAUGUCAUAGGCACAUUCGUACCACCGGCUAUUAUUUUUCCAAGGAAGAAUAUGAAGUAUGAAUUAAUGGAUGGUGCUCCUACAGGUUCGGUUGGUUUCGCACAGGAAAAUGGUUGGAUGAACGGAGAGGUUUUUUUGAAAUGGAUGAAACAUUUCAUCAAAUUUGCAAAACCAACUGCGGAAAAGAAGGUGCUGCUCCUCUUCGAUGGCCAUAGCAGCCAUAAAAACCUGGAUGUUUUGUUGCUCGCGAAGGAGUCUGGAGUUGUGAUGUUCUGUUUCCCACCACAUUGCACCCACAGGGUGCAGCCACUUGAUGUCAGCUUCUACGGACCACUAACCACAUUUUACAACCAAGAGUUAAAUAACUGGUUGAGAAACCACCCAGGACGAACUGUCACUCAUUUUCAGGUAACUAACAUAUUUAAUGAAGCUUAUGUUAAAGCGGCAACUGCUAAAAAUGCCCAAAAUGGAUAUUCUGCCACGGGAAUAUUUCCGUAUAAUCCAGAUAUAUUCCCAGACCAUAUGUUUGCUCCUGCAGAGGUCACUAAUGUUCCUGAGAGAGAAGAACACUCUAUAAAUGUGACAGAUGAUGGCGACCAAUCUGGAUCUGGUGAAGUAGGAGCUGGAACCUCUCAUGAAGAACUUCCUACAGAUAUUGACAAAGAUAUCAUGAAUAUUUCAGUUGAAGAUAUAUUACCGUUGCCAGUUACUACACAAACUACUCGAAAGGUCAACAAAAGGAGAGGAAAGUACGGAUUUUUGAAUAGUACACCCGAAAUAAAAGCAGUAAAAGAUCUAGUCGCAGAAAAGGCUGCCGAAGCUUUGCGAAAAUCUGCAAAGGCUGCUAAGAGACGUGUUCUUGUUGAAGGAGAUGUACAGAACAAAAAUGAAAUUCCUGAUAAACCCUUGAGAAGAUCUGGUAGAGCUGUUCAGAAACAUAUUGUUGUAGGAAAUGAAGAUACGGAAGAAAGUAGCGAAGAAGAUCCUUUUGCCGGAGAAGAUGCCGAGAAUGAUGUAUCGUGUAUAUACUGCAAUGAUUUGUAUUCUCGUUCCCGUUCAAAUGAAUUGUGGGUGCAAUGCCAAGAAUGUAGGCAGUGGUGCCACGCAGAGUGUGCUGGUGCAGAAAAAAAAUUUAAAACAUUCAUUUGUGAUAUUUGUAAAGCCUAAAAUGUAUCUAUGCCAUCUCAUCCAUAAGCGUAUGGGUGAGAUGGCACUCGUAAGAUUUAUUUUAUG
Photinus pyralis (common eastern firefly) is the source of this 1969-nucleotide messenger RNA. RefSeq lists its product as uncharacterized. Lineage: Eukaryota; Metazoa; Arthropoda; Insecta; Coleoptera; Lampyridae. The record is from RefSeq and is a predicted model, not a curated record. Gene Ontology annotation, cellular component: nucleus. The transcript is spliced from 2 exons. Bases 74 to 1903 code for a protein of 609 amino acids. Gene Ontology annotation, molecular function: DNA binding.